CCAAGUUUAAUUCACAAUUUUAGAUUCUGCUUCACCAAUCAGAAUACGAAACGUGAAAUGCAAAACCUAAAAAAUUUGGUUGUGAACGCCGCCGUUUGGAAAUUGGAAGUCAUUCCAGUGUUUAAUUCAAUUCAGUGCAGGUAAGUUGUCGGUCCAUAAGGUUGGCAAUGGCAACACCCAAGAUCAAGAUCUGGCAACGCCACAGACAGAUGAAGAACUGUCGCAGUCGCAGUACUAUCCUAACCUUAUUUUUCUCCAAAUCAAAAUCAAAACCUCGAAACAUGUAAAAACCUGAGGUAAAAACCGAUUAUCUGGAAAUGAACGCAAGCGCAAGCCGAACCCGAACCUCUCUCACGCUCACACAAGUUUGGGCGUACGUUUUUUUAGUGAGUAGUGGUUCGGAUUGGAAGCGCGCUGCCCGGAAUUUGAUAUCAAUUAUUCAGUGACCCCUACUAUAAAUUUCUUCGGCCGAGACCGCGCUCGUCAUACCAAUUCGAAAGUGUGUCGUCCGUGGAAGGCAGCGAGAGUAGCGAGACUGGUGAGUGGUGAGAGUGACCACGCGAAAUGAAAGAAUACACCCAAGUGACGAUGCCGAACUACUCUUACGUUUUCAAUUUCGAAUCUGACUUCAUUCAUCAAAAAACCCGCACAUGGAUGCAAGACAACUGGACCCUCGGCUUCUAUUAUGUGGGCAUAUACAUGGUGCUCAUUUUCGGGGGCCAACAUUUGAUGCAAAACAGGCCCAAAUUCGAGUUGAGAGGAGUUCUGGUGCUGUGGAGUACACUGCUGGCUACUUUCAGCAUUAUGGGGGCUUGCAGGACAGUCCCGGAGUUUCUUCACACACUCACACACCAUGGUCUGUACCAUUCAGUUUGUAUUCCUUCAUUCAUCGAACAAGACAAAGUAUCAGGAUUCUGGACGUGGAUGUUUGUGCUCAGCAAAUUGCCUGAAUUGGGUGACACAAUUUUCAUAGUACUCAGAAAACAGCCGCUCAUCUUCCUGCACUGGUAUCACCACAUCACAGUGCUUUUGUAUUCCUGGUUCAGCUACACAGAGUACACUGCCAGUGCCAGGUGGUUCAUUGUGAUGAAUUACUGUGUUCAUUCUGUAAUGUAUUCCUACUAUGCUUUGAGGGCAAUGAGAUACAAUCCCCCUAGGCAGAUUGCCAUGGUUAUAACAUCCCUUCAGUUGCUGCAAAUGGUUGUGGGCUGUGCUGUGAACCUUUGGGCCAGGCAAUUGCUACAGCAACAAGCAGAGUGCCAUAUCACCCCUUUCAACAUUAAGCUGUCCAUUGCUAUGUACUUCAGUUAUUUCGUCCUGUUUGCUAGGUUCUUUUACAAAGCAUACAUGAGUGGAGUCAGGAGAAGUAAGGAUAGGAGUGCUCCUGUAACUGCUGAGUAUCCUCUGCUGAAGUCUAAGAUACAGUAAAUUUUAUAUGCAUUCAAUAGGACAUUAUUUUUGCUGAGUUGGUGCAUAGAUAGGCUUCAAGCUGUGAAAUUCUAUUAGCAAAGAGAUAAUUAUGGUAGGGUAGCAAAUGAAAUUGGAUUCUUAUCUGAUUCUGUUGGUUCAUUAAGUGCUUCCCACACAUUUGGUUCAGUCAUCUCUCGAGUCAUCUUGAAUAUUAAUUUUAGAUUUUUGGGGACCUUCACAAAUAAUCUAGGAAUCAAAAUGAAAAAUUUCAAUUAUGUGUUUGAACUGAGAUUUCAUGAUUUUAAAUUUACAUGAAACAUGAAUAUAAUUCUCAUGGAUAGAUGAAGAUCACAGCUUUCUAGAAAAAUAUACAUAAUAUUCUAAUUCAAAUUCAAUUUGCAUAUUGUUAUACUUAUUUAUUUU
This is a messenger RNA of Phaedon cochleariae (mustard beetle), 1833 nucleotides long. The record is from the annotation of a GenBank genome assembly. Lineage: Eukaryota; Metazoa; Arthropoda; Insecta; Coleoptera; Chrysomelidae.